Messenger RNA from Sphaeramia orbicularis (orbiculate cardinalfish), 2571 nucleotides. RefSeq names its product TSC22 domain family, member 3 (gene tsc22d3). Lineage: Eukaryota; Metazoa; Chordata; Actinopteri; Kurtiformes; Apogonidae. The transcript has 3 exons. Gene Ontology annotation, biological process: negative regulation of activation-induced cell death of T cells; regulation of transcription by RNA polymerase II. The coding region runs from base 514 to 1155 and encodes 213 amino acids. The record is from RefSeq and is a predicted model, not a curated record.
GAGGAAAAAAAAAAAAAAAAAGUGCAGGGAAAAAAGUGAUAAGCAGCAAGCAGCUUCUGGGUUUUGCUUUCAAGCGCUCUCCCGCUGAAUUGGUGAGUGAGGGCGUAUAUGUGUGUGUGUGUGAGUGUGUGUGUGUGGGGCGUUCACUCUUUCUCUUGCCACAGUAGCAACACAGUGCAGCAGCGUCAGCCCCGAACAAAAGGCUAAAGGCAGCAGAGCCACAGGAGGGAAACUCAGGGAUAGAAGCAAACAGAGUGGCCCAGCGUGACUGCACUUCUCAGGGAGGAACUCAAACUGCCAUUUACCCUCCUGGUCCUGGACUGGAGACGGGGCGGUCCACCAGAUCAGCCCAGGCUGCCUGAGCGGACAAACACACCCAGCUGCUGACAGCUCUGACUGUCACUUUGUCUUCCAUUCAAACUUUCUCACUCAGUGUCAUCCUCCACUGACUCCUGCUGCACCUGCCCUUCUCCACUCGGGCGUCUAUUCUCUUCAUCUUUCUUCUUUUUCGAGAUGUCAGAAGAUGAUUGCCGCUCUCCCAUCGGCCUGGACUGUUGCAGUUGCUGCCUGGACCUGGCCAAUGGAGGUGAUGACUCCAUACCGGGAGGUCCAGCUCAGGGCCUCGGCCUGCCGGCAAGUCCGACCAGCCCCAGCGUCAGUCAUUUCCGUCAGCUUCGCAACCAGCUGAUGUACCAGAACCUGAACACGGACAAGCUGAACAACAUCAUGAGGCAAGACUCCCUGGAGUCGGUGGUUCGAGACCCCUGCUUCCUGCUGAAUGAGGGAAUCUGCAACAGCAACAUUGACCAGACCAUGCUGUCUAUACUGCUCUUCUUUCACAGUGCCUCUGGUGCUAGCGUUGUGGCCAUUGACAACAAGAUUGAACAGGCAAUGGAUCUUGUCAAGAACCACCUGAUGUACGCGGUGCGUGAGGAGGUGGAGAUCCUCAAAGAGCAGAUCAAAGAGCUGGCAGAGAAGAACAACCAGCUAGAGAGGGAGAACUACCUGUUGAAGAACCUGGCCAGUCCAGAGCAGCUGGAGAAGUUCCAGUCUCGCAUCCCUACAGACGUUCUGUUACCUCUGGACAAUCAGGCCAACCAGCUGACCCCAGACCAGCACCAGACCUGCAACCACAGCACUGGCUCUGCUGUAUAAGUGGCUCUGCCUUGGGGCGGGCAGAGCCACUGUCUCCUAACAGUAAUGGACCUCCAUUUUAACGGAAGCGUUAUAAAAUCGCCACCGCUGAGAAACCUUCAAGAUAUGAAGGAGGAGCAUCGGGGCUGUAAAUGAUCGAUGGGACAUAAAAGAACUGUUGACACUGAUAAGCACAAAACAGACCUAGAGAUGCUCUGACUGAUGUGGUGUCAGGCCCGUCCACCGAUACCGUCCAACUCUUUGUCGUAGUCUCUCUUUGUAGACAACAGUGCUAAUAGCGAAGGGAAUGAAUAGACACCGGUGAGCACUUUCUUCCAGACAGAGGGGGACUUUCCCUGCCUAGCCAAACUCUUCUAACAAGGACCCUUUGCUGUAGAAAGGGUUUAGAGGAGGUGUUGAUAGGGCUGGCCCUGCAGGUGCUAACUUGGACAGUAGGAGGGUGGGGGCUGCUCUUUGUGUCACCCAAAGGAGACCCAUCUGAGGCAGUCCUCCAUGUCUCAAUGAGAAAAGCCCCAUCAUGUGGAUUUGUCCCAUCUUGAAAUACAAGUUUCAUGGACUCUCAGCUGCACAUUUCAGCCACAUAACAAGGACCUUUCCUGUACCCACAAUGUAUUGCGCAUGUUUUCAUGUACAUUUAAGCAUAACAAAAGUAAUCAGGAUAAGCUAAGGCAACAGAGGUGGAGGUUAAUGCAGUAUAGCCUAUUAGAGCAGGUUAACGGCUGCAGUAGACUAAUCAGUAUACUGUAAUGAGUCAUAAAACAUAAUCUUGUAUUGUCUGCAGUUGGGGCUUGCUGCUUUUGGGGGAAAAUAAUCCUGCUAUAUUUUCUUUUUUUUGUGAUUUUGAACAAAAAUCAGUUGUUUAUGAAAUAGGAGUAAUGUACAGCGGUCUUGAAAGAUUAUUUUUUUGUAUACUAGGGAGGACAGGCAUAUCUGCCCACCUUAUUUGCCGAGCUCUCCAAAAGAACUACAGUGUACAUACUGAAACGUCCUAGAGUAAAUGUAGUAGAGAUGGCAAGCAAGCAGAUGCCUGCAUCUCUCACUGCUGAUGCACUCCUGAUUUUUAGCAGUGUUGCCCAGUGUCUGGUCUGUUUGAUGCUCAGAUGCCAGAUUGAAAACGAUGGCAUGACAACAGUGCCUGUCUGUAGUAAGAGAGGAAUAUUUUCACACUGAGCUCUGUUGUUGUUCGCUAGCUACCAAAGACUUUGCCUCUUGAUUUUUCUUACAACAACAGAAGCAAACCAGGACCAUGUGUAAAACUUCACAGGGAGAAGCGUUGUUAGUGAGUGCUAAUGUUUCUAUGUGAUUUUUGUAAAGAUAACGGUAUUGUUGCUGUAAAGUAUCCAUAAAAGGGUUGUUCACUAUGGUGUAUGGAUACGACUGCACAUUUGCAAUAAACCUUAUGUUUACAUAAUGCAA